Molecule: messenger RNA, 648 nt
Organism: Impatiens glandulifera
Lineage: Eukaryota; Viridiplantae; Streptophyta; Magnoliopsida; Ericales; Balsaminaceae
Product: glucosamine 6-phosphate N-acetyltransferase-like
Exons: 3
Coding region: 1-648 (215 amino acids)
Biological process (GO): UDP-N-acetylglucosamine biosynthetic process
Cellular component (GO): endoplasmic reticulum; Golgi apparatus; endoplasmic reticulum-Golgi intermediate compartment
Molecular function (GO): monosaccharide binding; glucosamine 6-phosphate N-acetyltransferase activity
Source: RefSeq, a predicted model, not a curated record
AUGAGCCAGGUUGUGAGGGCAUUAGAAGGAGAUGUAUCGUUGGCUGAUCUAAACGAAGGAAUCAAGCCUGGACACAGUACAAUAUACAGUUCUCAUGAAAGUUCUGAUUACGACACAAGCCAAUACAAUGAAGAUAUGAAGAAAUUUAGGAAGAUGGCUUUCGAAACACAGGAGCAGGGAAGUAGCGAGUAUAGUGGAGGAAGAACUACGAGCGAAUAUGGUUUGAAUCCAUCCGGUUCAAGCGGUGAAGGAGUUGUUAACACGAGAGAAAUGGAAAUGGGGAGGUUGAAGAAAGACAGUUCAGAGUUCGAGCGAUUCCGAGAGUUGAGUUUAUACGGAGACGAUCAUGUAAUUUGUGUAAUUGAGGAUCCAAUGAACAAGAAUAAGAUCAUUGCAACUGGGAGUGUGUUCAUCGAGAGAAAGUUCAUUCGAAAUUGUGGAAAAGUUGCGCAUAUUGAAGAUAUCGUUGUCGAUUCCGCCGCUCGAGGGAUGAAUCUUGGGAAGAAGAUCGUAGGUUUCCUCACUGAUCAUGCUCAAUCGACUGGCUGUUAUAAGGUGAUUCUCGAUUGUAGCUUGGAGAACAAAACGUUUUAUGAAAAGUGUGGUUUCAAGCAAAAGGAAAUCCAGAUGGUUAGAUAUUUCAUUUGA